Macrobrachium nipponense is the source of this 1590-nucleotide messenger RNA. RefSeq lists its product as uncharacterized. Lineage: Eukaryota; Metazoa; Arthropoda; Malacostraca; Decapoda; Palaemonidae. Bases 428 to 1255 code for a protein of 275 amino acids. The transcript has 2 exons. The record is from RefSeq and is a predicted model, not a curated record.
GCGACAAACGGCUUAUCUUUCCUCAUCUGAUAUAGAGAAGAUGCGGCAACGUUGUGCCACAUCUACACCGCAUCCCAACUCAUAGGUCAAGAAUUUAUGAAUCAAAUCUGGGAAAAGUGGCACCGUCUAAACGUUACUAUGGUAUGGUUUGUGCGUCCACACCAACAGACAGUGCCCGUCGGGCAAACAUAUUCACCACCAGAUCACGAUGGGAAGCGGGACUGAGCGUCGAUGACGUCAGAAGCGAGAAGGCCGCGGACAGCCAAUCUCUGCGACAGCAGUGUGCGAGUGUUCGUAGUGCGGGCAAUGUGUGGCGGCACGGGCGUGGAUCCACGACACUGGCAGGCAUACGAUUCCACAAGUAACACGUCUACCGCACGCUCUGCCUGUUACCGUUGGUUUUGGUCUUCUCGCCCUCCAAGUCAGCAUGGAUAAUAACACGACGAUUUUCCGAUGGAAAAAAGACUUUGAAUGGGACAGAAGAGCAACUCUCCUAUUGAUCGACCAGUACCGCCAGCGCCCUUGUUUGUGGAAUGCGAAGGAUGAGCAGUUCAGGGUCAGAUGUCAGCGUGUGGCUGCGAUUGAGUCGAUCACAGAGGAACUGAAGAAGAGAGGGCUUUCCGUGAACAAAGUCAAAGUUAAGAAUAAAAUCGAAUGUAUUCUCAAUCAGUACAGGCGCGAGCUUCGGAUGCUGAAGAAAUCCAAGACGUCGGUGGAAGGGGACGUGGAUGAGGACACCCACAUCCCCAAAUUAUGGUUUUUCGAUGAACUCGGUUUCCUCAGGGAUGGUGACAAUAAAGGGCAAUCAACGACUGCUUUGGAAUCUCACGUUCCCGACGAUACGUUAGAAGAUUCUGAUUAUGAGGUUUACAACGAUCUCGCACUGACAGAACACGACGACAGCCCUGCAGCCAUCACAACAACAUCGCCCGACUCCCCCGUGCCCGGUAAUUCUCAGAUUAGUGUAACAUCAGCAAUGCCCAACGGACCUUACAUUAAGCAAGAGACGAUCAGAGCUGCAAAGAGGCCCUGCGUCAUUACCGAAAGUCACGAGGUCCUCCAAGAAGCCCUCCAUCAACUGCGGACGCUGUCUCGACCAGAGGACGAUAACGAAAGUGAUUUCGGUAACGUAGUUGCCAACGAUCUCCGUCAGAUGAGCAACAGAAGCAAAAUAUGCGCCCAGAAACUGAUAUCUGAUGUGCUGUUUCUAGGGAAACUGGGCAGGCUUUCCCCUUCCAGUAUGGUUGUUGAAUAAUUGUAACUAAUAUAAGUAACAAGUGUUUUGGUUAUUAAGCGUACAUUAGUCUCAUUUGUCAUAAUUAAAGCAAAAGGAUACAGGUGUAUAUGCAUACCUCCAUAUUGUGUAUUGAUCUGUCAAAAUACAUAUAGGUUUAUGUUUUGCAAAGUUCAAAUAAAGUUUGGUAUAACAGAACAGAACUGUUAGAUAUACUAUACCUGAGAGUGACACCAUUCUACAAAUCACUUAGUUAUCAAGACUAUGGCAUAUGUUUACUUUAAAGAAACUUAUUAUAAUAUUCAUACUUAUGAAAAUUAAAUUAUUCGUUAAUAUCUAACGUAGCUAUCUGGAAU